AUGCCGGUGGAAAUAUCCGAAACAGCAAAUAUCGAGCACCGCAACAUAAACGUUUCGUCGGCAACGAAUUUGGAACUUUGCGUCGGAAACCCGAUCCAGGUGUGUCGAUACAUUAACGCCUACGUCAAUAAGGGGUUAGACGUAGCGAACAUCCAAUGCGUUGAGAUGCAAGUGAAUACGACCACCGGUACGAUCGAUUGGAACGAGGCGGCGGCAUUCCUUAAAAUGAGAUAUAUCGGACCGCACGAGGCGGUCUAUCGCAUCUUGGGAAAUGGCAUGUUCCAUAUCAGUCACACGAUCGAAAAGUUGCCCGUGCAUUUGGAAGGAGAGGCUUGUGAAAUUUACAGGGAAGGGGACGAGGUGGCCGUAGUCGAAAGGGGCGAGCGUUCUAAGCUCGUCGCUUGGUUCGAAUUGAACGCGGCGGAGGAGGCGACGGGUCGGCGACGGUUCUACGUCGACAUCGUCGAAACGCACUCUUGGCGGCAAGGUCGUUGGGUCGCCAAGUCGCGACCCACCAGUUCUCUAGGUCGUAUGAGUCCGGUUUAUCCGAGUCCGGGGAAUAUGGAGCGCUACUAUCUACGAAUGAUUUUGGGCAACGUGACAGGUUUGAUUUCGUUCGUGGACGCGAAAACCGUAAACGGCGUUUUAUGUCCUUCGUAUCAGGCCGCUUGCGUAGCGUUAAAAUUGAUCCCGGACGACGACGAAGAGGCGGACAAGAUUUUAGAUUGGAUAGCGGAUCGUCUUCGUCAUCCGUUUUAUUUAAGGGAAGCGUUCGCUCUAAUUCUCUUGUACAAUCCGUCGAAGAAUCCCCGAACUUUAUUUAAGAGAUGGUGCAGGCGUAUGUCCGCGGACGUGCUUAGGAUUCAUAUCGAUUUAAUAAGAGAUAUCGACGAAGAGGGCGCGGGCGACUUAAACGAAAGGAUGCACGUGCUCCGUACGUGUCGGUAUACGGUCCUUUGGAGUUUCGUAGAUCGAUUUCUGGUCGAAUGCUCCACUUCGAUGGAAAAAAUUAAUCUUCCUCGGGAUUGGAUUUCCGAUUGGGUUUACGACGAGGAGGCGGAACAACUUUUGGACGAGGAAGAGGUUACGUUCGAGGAAUUCGCUUUCGUUCCGAGACCGAAUCAAAAUUUGCAUCUGAUCGAUCUCAACGAUCAACAGCUGGGAUUCGUUUACGAGGUUUUACAGUCUGUAUGCAAUCGUAACGGUAUCGUUUUCGUUUUGACCGGCGAAGGGGGCACCGGCAAAACCGCGACCGUCAACGUUAUUUUGGAAGUGGCGGAACUUCGCGCGUUACCGUACGUAUCCGCGGCUUUUACGGGGAUCGCGGCCACGUUAAUCCGGAACGCGGCUACGAUUCAUUCUUCUUUCGGCAUUCCUAGAGAAAGAGGCGUAGACGAUACGCCGGUUUCUAAUUUGGUGGGCGAGUCGGAGGCGGCCGACGAUAUUCGAAACGCGAGACUCGUCGUGUUAGACGAGGUGUUUAUGUUGGCGUCGUGGAUGUUGGAAAUGAUCGAUGCCGUGUGUCGGGAAUACGGUCAAUCGCGACGGUCGUUCGGUGGGAAAACCGUUAUUCUUAGCGGCGAUCCCAAGCAGUUGCUUCCCGUUGUCAAGGGUAGGCGAGCGGGAAUGGCGUCUAUCGUUUCGCAUCCGGCAUGGAGUACUUUUCAACUGUGCACGUUAACGGAAAACAUGCGUGUUCAUCCGCAAGAGGUGGAAUGGUCGAAUUUCAUCAGGAGAGUAGGCGACGGGGAAAGAAUCGUUUCGGACAACGGACGCGAACCGAUUUCCGAUAACUGUCUGUUCGUUCCUUCCAAAUUAAUUGUCAAAUCGCGCGAACAACUCGUCGACUUUGUUUACGGGGACGUCUUCGAAUCGAUGCUCUCUCUUCCCGGGACGAACGAGCAAUUCUUGGAAUUAGCCGAGCGAUUGGCCCUCCGGUCGAUCCUUUGUCCCGUGAACAGCGAGGUCGAGGAGUUGAACGAAAUCAUCUCAAAGAUCUUCCCCGAUCCGUCAGGAUCGGAGAGGGUCUUUUUGGCGACCAAUUCCUACGAUAGACAGAGUAACGAGGAUGGGGCCGACGAUCACGAAAUCGCCAAUCCCCUCGCGACGGGAGUCACCAGUGAAAUUAUCGAAAGUUUAGAUUUGUCGGGACUACCGCCAUAUCGGUUGACUUUGAAGAUCGGUUCGGUGGUAGUCCUUUUGGUAAAUCUUAACGUGUGGAGGGGUUUUUGUAACGUACAGAGAAUGAUCGUUUUGGAGAUGGGCGAUGACGUGAUAGUCGGCCGCAUCGUUUCCGGUCAAUUUCAGGGCCGUAAAUGUGUCAUUAUCAGAAAACAAUUCGUUUUAGCGGAAAAAGAAACGCCAUUGCUACCGGGCGGCGGCACAUUUUAUAGAAAACAAUUUCCGAUUAAGUUGGCGCACGCAAUUACUAUCAACAAAGCGCAAGGACAGACUCUUUCGCGAGUCGGUUUGUGUCUCAACGUCCCGUGUUUUGCUCACGGUCAAUUGUACGUCGCUUUGUCCAGAGUGCGUACUUGGCAGGAUAUUCGCAUUUUUGUAAAGGAAAGUCGUAGACAGGGUCGUUUCUUUAAAGACGGUCGCAAAAAUAAUCCAGUUUUCACGCAGAAUAUCGUUUAUAGGGCGUUUUUAGAUAAAAUCUUCAAUUGA
Molecule: messenger RNA, 2667 nt
Organism: Cylas formicarius (sweet potato weevil)
Lineage: Eukaryota; Metazoa; Arthropoda; Insecta; Coleoptera; Brentidae
Exons: 2
Coding region: 1-2667 (888 amino acids)
Biological process (GO): telomere maintenance; DNA repair
Molecular function (GO): DNA helicase activity
Source: RefSeq, a predicted model, not a curated record